Messenger RNA from Owenia fusiformis, 892 nucleotides. NCBI's taxonomy places the organism in Eukaryota, Metazoa, Annelida, Polychaeta, Sabellida, Oweniidae. The record is from the annotation of a GenBank genome assembly.
CUCUGAUAAUAAACUGCAAGAAUUACCAAAGAACAUUCAAGAUAUAGUUGAUCAUUUAAAUCACAAAUCCAAUGUGACAGUCCAUAUAAAUGUGAAAAACAACCCCUUAAUAUGUAGCUGCAACUCAUUUGACUUUGUGUCCUGGAUGCAAGAUCAUAGUAACAACAUAGCUGAAUGGGAAAACUUGGAAUGCUUAUACACAAAUUAUUCAAAAAUCAAAAUGCACAGAAUUGAUUUAAGUGUUCUGAAGCUAUCAUGUUGGAAACCAGUUAUAUUAGCUGCUACGAUACCUUGCGGAAUAAUGCUUAUAUGUGGAUGUAUAGUAAUCAUAAUAUACAGAAGGCGGUACAAAAUACACUAUUUGUACCUCCAGUUAAGAGCUGCACUGAGGCGCCAUGGUAAAGAUAAUGAUGACGAGUAUGAUUUUGAUGCUUUUAUUAGUUACAGUUCUCUCGAUAAAACAUGGGGACUGGAGACACUGUAUGCCACUCUAGUUGGUAUUCACCACUACAGCAUAUGUAUUGAUGAUCGUAAUUUCAGACCAGGCGCUUAUAUCUCUGAUAUAAUCAUUGAUGCUAUCAACAGAAGCAACAAAGUCAUUCUCAUUAUCACUCAGAACUUUCUGCGUAGCAAAUGGUGUACCUAUGAACUGAACAUGGCGAGAGGAGAAUUGGCAAACAGGGGGCGUGACUGCAUAAUCCUCAUUUUGAAGGAACCAGUUCAUGUCCUACCAAAGGAACUAAUCACUCCUACAUUGCAAUCACUUCUGGAUACCCGGGUGUACCUGGAGUGGAGUGAUGAUGCUGACAGACAAGCUGUCUUCUGGAGGAAGCUAUGUGAUGCUUUAGGUGAACCGAGACCACAAAAUGAGAGGCAUGAAGGCAGUCAAUAC